GUCGUCGGUCACAGUCAAGGCUGGAAGUGCUCAAAUCAGCCCGUCUCUCAGACAGAGCGGGAGAGACAGAUACAGACAGAGAUGUUAUAAGAGGGGAGGUGUGCAUGGUGAUAUAAUAUAGUUCGAAAGAGACAAACUUCUACUUAUAAUCUGUGUUGUGCAAGGAGAGACGAACUGUUGACAACGAUCAAAAUAUUAUUAAAAGUUUUAAAUACUUAUUUAAGUUGACAUUGUGGGAGGGAAAGGCAUCUUGAGUGCCGAAAUAUGUCCAAAUUUCAUUAAGUGAAAAAAAAGUCAAAAAUUAACGCACUUACGAAUCAAAACUUCCAAAGAUGAAGUUGUUGGCGAUUUUAGCAGUGAGUAUAGCCGUCGCUACAGCGACGACCAUCCCUCUGAAAACGGGAAACGAAUCGGAGGUUCUCGAUUCUGUCCCGGUAUCGACCUCAAUUGGGGAGGUAGAUAUUCCGGCAAUCGUUCAGGAGGUCAACGAAGACUGGCCUAAUACGGAACCACCAACAUCGACGGAUGACGAUGAAACUGACGAGGCAGAUGACGAGGGUGAGGAUGCUGAGCCCUUGGAUGAUGGCGAGGAAGUAGAGGGAGAUGAAACCGACGACAGCAUGACAGAAGACGAAAAUCUUGAUGAUGCUGGUGACGAAGAGGAAACUGAGAAUGUUGAUGACGAAGAUGAAGAGGCUUUCCUUGAUGAAGGCGAUGAUGACGAAGUGCCUCAUUCAGCAACGCAAGAGGAGUUCGAGGCCAACGUCCCGUCGGCCAUCCACGGCGGCAAGGACAUCAUCAUCCACAAGGACAACUUCAUCCCAAUCCUCAAGACGAUCGUUCUCGCUUAUACGCACAAGGAAAAGCCCUCAUACUCCGACAUCCUAAAAGCAGGGGGCAUCAGCGCCUUCAAGACCGGGUUCAAGUACCUGGGCAAGGAGAACCUUGGUGAGAACCUCCUCCAGAUGGCCAAGAAACUAACAGGAGCUUUCGAGGGCCCUGACGCAGAUGACUUGGACACCGAACUCCUGGCUGAAAUGGCCGAAUCUUAUCUUUCCUCCCACAGAUUCAAAAUGGUCCUGCCUGAGAGUGUCCUCCUUCACCAAAAGGAAAUGGAAGAGUUCCUGGACAAGAGGCCCCUUGAUCAAAUUGAAGGGCGCUCUCUGGUCACCAGCCAGCAGUUUGACAUAGCCAUGCCAAGAGCAGAUCCCGCAGUACAGACUAUUUUAACAAUUGGACCAAUGACCUGGAUGGCUCUCAUUGGGGGUCUGUUCUCCAUUCCCUACUUCUUCUCCGGCUCUAGCGAGCCAGAAUUUGAACGUGUGGACCAUUACAUCCCGAACCUCUCCCCUUACCUUAGACCACCCAAACUCCCCUUCUUCAGACCACACCACCUGAGAAGGGACGAAACCGAACACGUCCCACACCAGCAAAUCGACCAAGAGUACCAGGAAUACCAGAAGAGCUACAGUGAAUGGUACAACAACUGGUACCUCAGGUACAAGAACUACUACGAUGAACAUUAUCCGAAUCACGAGCGACCUCUUGCCGCCCCCACUGUCCCAGAACAGUCUGAUCAACACCAGCCUGUACAACACCUGCCUGUACCACACCAGCCUGUACCAAACCAGCCAUUACCACACCAGCCAUUACCACAUCACCCUGUUCCACAUCAGCCCAUUCCACGUCAGCCUACGAUUCAGGUGCAACCAUCCUCCCUGGACAUUAUGGUACCACCCCCUCCACUUCGGGAAAGCGCCAAGGCCGUUCCAGAAAAGCCACUGCACCCUCUGGCAAAGCCCCUGCCAGCUAAGCAAAGACUACCAAAGCAACCUCCUCCUAUUGUCUUCCCUAAUCCCCUUCGCCCACCAGCGCCUGCAGACGUCCCAAGACUCGACAGCGGUCGCAACUCUGGUGCUAAUAUCAUCAGUACUUCUGAGAGCAAGCCCAACACCUUCGGAACAUUCCAGAGCGAGGCAAACAAAGGCGACAGCCACUUCAAGGUCAUCCAGGGAUCAGAUGUGCCAUCGCAGACAACCAGACCUGGCCCUCCGCCAGCCACCGGUGCCCCCACAACCCCUAGAUCAUCCGUAGCAACCCUUGCGCCUAGGUCAAAAGUGCCAAAUCCAAGACCGGUCUACGUAUCAACCACAGAGGUACCUAAGACGGAACGUGGCUUCAAACCAAUCACCAAACCCAAUUCCUCUACAACAAACCCUGGCACCACACCCUCGUCGAACGACAGGAGUGAAUUCAAAGCCCCAAGAGAGGAGAGUUUACUCUCUGCAGAGUCCUCGCCCACGCCCAAGAGUUCGAAUGCUCCUGACGCCCUCGGAAAGACGGCCGGUGGGUUCAAACCCAUCGCCUCUCCCACUGCUGAAUCAGCCGCUCCUGCGCCCAAGAAGGAACCUGAGACGUCCACCAUCAAGGUUUCAGCUGUGACAUCAGGCGUGUUCAAGACCACAGCCGGACCAACUCCAGCACCAGCCACGACUCCAGCGACCAUCGUGACUUCUAGACCAGCUGUGUUCGUUCGAACAGCCACUCAGAAGUCGGUGAGAGUCGUCACGUCCUCUUCUUUCGUGGUGCCCAAUGCCCCAGAAGCUAAGGAAGAUUCCCUUCGUGAGCUGAAGAGGCCUCAGAGACACCAACAAUCUUCCCCGAGUCUGCAGCAGAUCUCUAAUCAAGUGAAGACACAGCAGAGUCUGCCUGUACAUCAGCCACUGCCCUUAGAACAAACGACGGCUGCUCCUCUUCCUCCUCCAUCAACUCCAUCUGCAGUGCAAAAGGCACCUUUAGUACAAUAUUCUGUACAGGAAGCUCCACGACAGCCGACAGGGCCUGUCAUCCAACCAGCUGUACCUCUGUUGCAGCCACAGAAACAAGCUGCACAACAGCAAGCAGCUAUCAUACAACAGCAGGCAGCUUUGGCACAGCAGCAACAAGCGGCACUAGCAAAGCAACAGCAAGCAGCCUUAGCACAGCAACAACAAGCGGCCCUGACGCAGCAACAGCAAAGGCCUGUAAUACAGCCUGCCAUUCAGGAGUUCCCUAGUCAGCAGGCACUAGUGGCAAAUCAGGACGGAGGCUUCGUCAGAACAAACCUCCCGACCAACAUCAAAAUAGUGGACCACAGGCCAGCCCAGGGCUUCGGACUUGGGCCCAGGCCAGCUAGCGAGCCCACGGCGACGCCGACGACAACGACCCCGAUGCCCAUCUACGCCCUCGACCCCUUCUACGGCUCCAGACUUUCUCGAGUUGACGUCAUCUUCCACCAGCUGGGAGUGGAGGACGAGGGAUGCAGGGAGCAGGUCGUCUGCAACAUCUACAAGAACCCGGAUGUUUACACUCCGUACAGCGACUUCCUCUCUCGCCAACUGACUGUGAGACUGGAGGAACUCCAGAAACCCAAAGUAUCCGACGAAAGAAUCCUGCGCUUCUUCAGGUACCUGAAGGCCGCCAGAGAAGGUCAAGAUGGGUCAGACUGCAACGCCAAAUACCCACAGUGCGAAAUCGAUACGACCCAGCUCUCACACAAGCCCAUUAUGAACGCUUUCCAGAAGGUGUCUCUGCUUAUGAACGCGGCCUCGAGCUAAGAAAAAAAGGAAAAAGAUAAAUGAACGAAUAGCUCCCCUUUGACAGUGGCGGGAAAACAAAGUCGAGUUGUAAACAAUAGUUGCUUGGUUUGGAAAGGCCUCCGAGGUACCAAAACACUAAAAAUUCUACGAACAAAAAAACAAACGGAAUAAAUUACAGAUUUCGAGCUAAAGGGCUGCUCUCUGACAGAGGCGGGAAAAAGGCUGGCUUUUUUUUUUUUUUUUGGAUACGCCUCCGAGGUGACAAAAAGUGAAAAAAUACAUAACUAAACGGAUGAAUGUAAAUUACAGUGUCGCUCACGGCUCUUGGGUGAAGCCUGAUAACGGAUACAGAACGAGUUGUCACUCUUACAGAGAAUUAAUGCAUCUACGCCUACUCAGACACUCGAAUGAAUGAAUCUAGGCCUAUUAAGAUAAUCGAAUGAAUGCACCUAGGCCUACUUAAGACACUUCUUUUAUAACUUCUGCUUAAAUCUAAGUCCACGGUGGCUUACUAAAAGAGAUAUGGCACCCAGUCAACAGGAAACAGCAAACACUUCUAGGAAAAGUGCCGGUAAAUAACAAAGUGGACUCGCUUAUUCAUUUUUCUUGAACCGUUUCCAGGAAAAACAGAGAGAGAGAGAGAGAGAGAGAGAGAGAGAGAGAGAGAGAGAGAGAGAGAGCACAUCAUCCUUACAUCAAGCUCUUCGCCAAUCACCAACGACAUUUUUCAUCUCUUGAAGAUUUCUUUCGGCCUGUUCUCAUCCACCUGCAUCCGUCACUCACUCAUUCAUCACCCACAUUAGUGCCUCAUCAUUCACUCAUUCACCACUGCAAUCGGAUCAAGCGUAAGCCAAUUAUUCAUCACACUCUGGUGAUCAUCAUAGCUACAAACACCCACAUACACUUUCCUAUCUCGUUAUCUUCAAAGAGGCAGUUCAUCAGUCUCUCAUUUUAACAUUCAUGAUCACAUUCAUUAUUCUAAUUCAUUGUUGUCGUCACUAUGACUGGCAUCACUCUCACUGAGCAUUAUCAUCGUAUCAACAUCAUUGUCACGAACAAUUAACGUCAUUGUCACUGGCCAUCAACAUCACAAGAUCAUUUUCAUUAUCAUUGUUCAUUCUCUUGAUUUUCAUGAAUCAUUUCAUUAUAUUCACCAGUUACCAUCAGCUCCAUUCAUCAUCAUCAUCAUUACAAUAAUCAUUACCUUUUCUCUAUUCAAUUAUCAGAAUCAGUGUCAAUCACCCUGACCCUUAUCAUUUAACCAUCACAAUCAUUGACCUCCACCAUCACAAAUAAUUUUCACAAUCCCCAUUACAAAAUCACCUCCCAAUCACCACCAUAACAAUUAAAACAAUGACAUUGUUUUUAGAGUCAGCUUUCUCCGUCUGCCCAUAAGCUCUUUAUUUUAUUUUAUUCAUUUGAUGACGUCAUUGGAGCGAAGCACUGCUUGGAUUUUGCUUGAAGACGAUAAAAGUUCACCCUCCAGCCGGCACUAGUUCAGUGUGUCAGUGGACACGGGAGGAACCAGGUCAGAAUGUCGUCGUGGCUCUCCCAUUUAUGGGGAUUAUUUUUUUUUUAUUUUCAUUUUUUUUAUCAAUCAGCUCGUGCCACUCUAUCCCCUCCUUCCUCCGCCUUCUCCUUCUAAUUCUUCCUCUAUAAAGUUUACCGUUUCCCGAAAGGUGAUAUUCUGACGUCACACAUACAGGUAGUUCUGGCUCUCACUGGUUACUACAUACCUUGGGGGUAGUUUUCUCUUUAACGGCAUCAUGCCAAGAAAUCCGGAUGCCAUUAAGUCCACUCCUGUUUAUUCCGUAAUAACAAAUUCUUCACCCCCGAGAAGUAUUACUUAUUCAAAUUCUACAAAAAGGAAGAAGAAAAAACAUAAUCUAGAUAAAUUUCUAAAAUUCGUUAUUGCCCCGAAAUUUUCUUCCAAUCUUCGUGAUGACAAAUACAUGCGUCACUCACUCCCUGUUUCAAUUCACUUCACUCAUCAUCUGUCACACGUCACUCAUCGUGCAUAAGAAAUUCAUCAUACACCAACACAGCUCAUCCGUGCGCAUCAAUUACAGAUUUGUUCUUUGGCUUCAUAUUUUUUCGAAGUUCAAUCACACCAAAGUAUAUCGUCAUCUCUUCAUCAUAUCUCUCUCUCUCUCUCUCUCUCUCUCUCUCUCUCUCUCUCUCUCUCUCUCUCUCUCUCUCUCUCUCUCUCUCUCUCUCCGGCCGUUGCAGGUUAUUUAUGACGGAAGGUGUGCCAAGGUUAUGAGGAUACAGAAAGUAAGGCAAGAUGCAGGUUCCAGCGUCACCGCGCAAACAUUCGUUUGUUUCUUUGCCGGUGUUUGCUUUCACGGUCAAAGACUUAACAAACAUACUUCAUGCAAGCAGAUUCUUCGAUUGUUCAAGAAAAAAAAUCUCCACGAUUUCUUUGACGGAAGCGAGAGAAACAAUGCGACGGGUGUGUGUACAAGACUGCAAAUCUUCACGAAGCAGUAAGCAAUCGAGAAGGUCGGUCUAGGGUCGAGGAGGAGAGGAAGGUGGGUAGCACAGGAACAGGGUUAUGUGGCGAUCUUCUUCCUCCCAGAGAGAGAGAGAGAGAGAGAGAGAGAGAGAGAGAGAGAGAGAGAGAGAGAUGCACCGUUAGGAAAACCGGUUUUGGGAAGGUGCACACCUCUCCUGACAGGCCCUGGGCCAUAGACCGACACCCAUCCUCUAUCUAUUGUUACAGGUGAAAGAAACUUUCUCUCUCUCUCUCUCUCUCUCACACACACACACAGCCAGCUCAAUCUCACUCUCUCUCUCUCUCUCUCUCUCUCUCUCAAGGAGCGGUGCUAGAAAGGAGCCCCUCUAUCUAGAAUCUAGGUCAGCCAUUGCUUGAGCGAUGCGAGCGACCCAUUGACGACCGGACCUGGAAUCCCAUUGGCAUUUCCAGUUUGUUUUGGUCGCUUUUGGUCGUCGUUGCCGAUUCCAGCUCCUUCCUGGAAACCGCCUCUUUUGUAAAUAUAGUCCGUAGUAGUAUUUUAUACGCAUAUAGCAGCAAAUAUUCAAACGUACGUUUAGUACUAUGAUGACAUGAAUCUGAAGGAUUUAAAUUCGCCAAUUCCCAUUGUAGCAAGUAUUUACUAUUUACUUGUAUAUCGACCCUACUCUUAAUUCGUAUUUAUUUAUUUAUUUAUUUAUUUAUUUAAUCACCUAACUAUUUAAUAAAUGACCUACAUUAAAAAAAAUCCCUCUCAGUCAGAUGUGACUUCAUAUAAAUCACUCGAUUUCCCAACUUAUCCUUUGGAUCAAACAAAAGAAGGUUUGAUGUAUUAUAAUCAUUAUUAUAAGCUUAUAUCUAGAUUCACCACAUAUAAAUACAGCGUUUGUUCGUCGUAACAAGCGAUAAUAAUCGUUCUUAAACGUAAUUUUCUAUUUUACUAAAAUCGAUUCUUGAAUUCAGAGGCUGAAUGAAUUGUAACAUUUAGAGGCUCUUCAACUACGCUUGAUCGAUCAUUCCCAUAUCUAUCUACCUACCCAUCUUUCAUAUAAAUUAAGAAAUUGAAACAGAAUAAUUCUGAGAACACCAGGAAACAUUUGAUCUAAAAUUACUGUCAAUUCCCGGUGGCCACGUUCAGCCCCUGACAUUCGAGUUGAACACAAACCCGUCAGUAUUGACGUGUUCAAAAGCGUCCUUUUAGAAAGCGCUCAGGAUCACGUCGUCUAUAAAUGCUGAAUAAUUCCUCACUCAGGUUUUUUUAUGAUACUGUUUUUUAUAGGCAAAGUUCAGCAAACAUUUUACUGUGUAUAUUUUUGUACAAUUUAUUUCUGUCGUAACGGUGAACAUAGCCUAGCCAAUGCUACAAUCUGUUCUCCAUCAUCCCUACCAGUUAUUUACACUUAAUGACCAAACUGUCUCUAUAUUUAUUAAUGCUAUUAUUUAUCCAAAUUUAUUUAAUGGCUACUAAUAUGAACAAUGUGAUAUUUUUAUAAUGUUCGACUCCAGUCUACGAGAAUUGGAGACUUCUUUCGAAUUCUCGUAUCAGACAAUUUAUCUUUUUUUAUGUACAACCGUUGCUGAAAUAAAGGCAGCAUUUUUAA
This is a messenger RNA of Macrobrachium nipponense, 7652 nucleotides long. RefSeq lists its product as uncharacterized. The record is from RefSeq and is a predicted model, not a curated record. The transcript has 7 exons. NCBI's taxonomy places the organism in Eukaryota, Metazoa, Arthropoda, Malacostraca, Decapoda, Palaemonidae. The coding region runs from base 333 to 3596 and encodes 1087 amino acids.